AUGGUCUUUUCUCAAAGUGGCUCUUACGACAGGCUCUCCUACGUGAAAUUCGAGGCCUCACUCUCAAGUCCGGGCUCUAAACGUCUGGUAGGAACUAAGCCGUAAGUAGCAUGCUUAGCCGGGCUGUUUUGUUUUGUCAGCCACCUUAUCUCCGGCCGUUUUUGCUUUGUCCCUCUCCCAGAACGUGGUGGAAGCCGGAGGGGGUGGGGCAAGGUAAAUGCACCGAAAGUCAGCUUCGUCAUCAAGAGGCUGGCGCACAAGUCAUUGUUCUGUCCGCUUUGCUAACCUCACCGUCUGCGGCAGUUGAACUAUCUCGGCAACCGAAUAGUAAAUCCCCGGCAGUUGAGAUUGUUGCCACCUACGAAAAUAGCCUGAGAUGAAAAUUGUGCGGUUCACAUUGUGUGAGAACUUUUGGGACCGAUUAGGCGACUGGUUAGGGGCGUCCUCAAAGUCUGUGCCCUUUCAUUUGCGUUUACAUUUUCUGGAUGCUGCCUGGUGCCCUUCAAGCGACACUCAUACCAUUCCUAGUUUGUUUUACAGUCGUAUCGCACAAGUAAUUGUAUUUCUUGGCAGAGGUGCUUUCUGCGUCAGCUUGUCUAUUAAUUGUGUUAAUCUGUUGGCUUCCUACUAAAUACACUAGAGCUAUUUUCCCGGCUGGUACUGAGUCUUACCCAGUCAUCUUGUUUUCGUGCGAACGAGUGAUGGGAUUGCGCUACAUAAUUUUAGUUAUGGGCGAUAUGGUGGUCCGACGGCCUCAUUGUCUCUGAACUACCGGCGAGCCAGUGUGAGAAGAACACGCCGCCGCAAGUAACAUGCACGAUCGUGGGUCAGAAGAUGUCUGUUCGGGAGCGGUGGUUAACUUUGUGUGGUUUGCGUGGGUCUGACAUGUCCGUAUUCGCUUGACAUAAUGAUUAGUUGACUGUUGGGUAUUUUACCGGUUCGUCCUCAUGGGCUUAGUCAGGGGCUGCACAGUCAGGAGGCACGAAUGGGCAAAGCCAGGUCAAGAGUGACAGGGCACGUUGUCCGGUGGAACCUUCUCGUUGGUCCAGCCGUGACUCAGCUCAGACGAACGGGCGGCGACCCUGGUCAAGUCCAGGUGGUGGCCGCGUGUUAGCGGCAUGCAUGCAGGUUAGCGCGGUGGCCGCUGCCGUCUACUGACCGGUAGACGUCCGAAAAAGGGGCACUGGGCGGUUCCGACAGUUUAUCCACAAGGUGAAGCGGAAACCGAAGCCUCGAGCGUAUGAAGUUACGGCCAAGACCGUCUUGCUCAGCGGCUGAGAAACAUGACCUCUUCGAAGACAACGCUCACUCUGAUGAAAAUCUGUAACGCGGGCCACUGUCGCCAGUUUGAGACGCGUCUUCCUGGUGAUGCACGUAACGACCACCGGCUCAGUUAUUUCAGUCACUGAGGACAGGCAACUCGCGAUAGCAUCUCUUCGAAGCCUCGUCCGAAUUGACGCAGUCGCGACGUAGUAGUCGACUAAGACAGUUGAUGGGCAUUGAUAGGUCAUAACUAAGCAGAAUGUUCGGUUUGAAGGUGCUUGUUGCCUGAUGAUUGAAUACCAACUGAACAAGUAAAGUUGAGGGGUACCACAGUGCUUGUAAACGACUAGUCGUGUCUAUGUUUGACGCAGAGAAUCAUGGGGACUGGUCAAGCCAGCCUCUGUGUGAGUUAAUGCAAAUACUCAUCCGAAAGCAGUAAAAGUAGCUGAAACAGACUUACACAUGCGUUGGAAAAGACGUCUUCCACUUUGUCGUCCAUGUCAUGAGAUCAUAUACGGACUCCCGUGGGUCAUUCCUUCCCAACGAUUAAGGAUACUGCGGACGGCCGCUUAUAGACGUGCUCUUGAACAGGUCCGCAAAGCGCUCUUCCACGUAUAAAAGGAUCUUUAACUUGGUGUCAGACUGCAAUAUUAAUUUCUCUUUAAGAAUAAUUUAUGUCCAGAUAACGCCAGUACAAAACUUUCCCAGCGGGUAGGGGGGCAGGCACAUAAGCAGCUUUUUAGGAGUGCAACAGGCCAGACGCAUUAUGCACGACUUAGUUCCCUUCUGCCAGUACGUCGACAGGUUCCAUUAACCGAUCCGAUGCUGACCAGCCCGCAGACCUUUUCGUUGACGGGGAUCGCAGAAUGGAAUCUCGAAGCAAGUUUUGUCAUUGCUAAUAUGUCUAUUAUGGUGGAUGGGAGAGGGGACUUAACCACAGACUUAUGCUUCUUUGGUUUUUCUUGGAAAUCCUUCCGGGCAUACUUUCAGUCUCGGCCUGAAGGUUUAUAUUAAUAUUUAAACUAAAAUCUGUCAGGCUCAGUGGGAUAACCGCAUAAAAUUCACAUUCUGUCAACAGACAGUCAGCGGUUUGCAAAUUUAUCCGGACUGCUAAGGGAAAGUACUCUCUGAUAACUGCCUACAAACCGUGCUCAUUUUAUUCGACUGUAGCCUAGGUUUCCCAAAUGGACGACUCCGAAGCGUUAGUUCCCAAGGUCAUUUUGGUUAUCGAUCAGGCUCCCGAGGGAAGUCUGUUUCGUUCCGAUUAAGGGGCCAACGCUUAUUUGACACACCGGAGACGUGGACUUUAACCCACACCAUCAGCUGCGUUUGAUUUCGUCUUCAGGCGGCCUAAAUCAGUCGUGCCACCGGCAUACGACGGAAGAGAGACAGUGCGAUAUUUAAUACAAUAUAUCUGAUGCUCAAUUAAAAGUCGUGAUUGGGAAAAUUGUCAGCUGUUAAGGUUACUUGUUCCUCGGGACUGAGGGGCGGAUGUUAGUGACGGCUCUUCCGUAAUACAUUACGGCAACUCUCACGGGUAUGACAUCCUACUGGAUGAGGUGGACGAUUGCCUGAAAAACUCUGCUCCAUACAAAUUGCUAGUCAUCCUUAUCUAUCCUUUACGUCGGGCGAUAACGGGUGUGCAACGAGACAGCUUGGCCGAAGCUACAAAAACAUCCAUUACCCCAGUCUGCCCCGUGCACAAGUCAGCAAUGAGUCCCGCGAUUGCGUUGAUCUUUGCUGUUUUCGACGGACAAACUGUAAUAAUCGGUCCUUAGUAAAAAAGGGCUUAUAGUACGUGCGCAUUAGUAGUCCAUCGGUAUGUCUGAUUGACAUGUUGCCUGUGAUGCCGAUUGGGAACCAGUCGGGGGAGGGGGGGGGGCGGCAACAUGCAUCUGUCUGGCAGUUGACUCCGACUUGGUGAAAUUGUCCACCUCGUAGCAAGAUUACACCAAAACUAAAUCUGCCCUUCACAAUGCGUAUGAUCUGCGCUGUCGGUCGUGGUUUCUACUAGCUAACAGCACGGGACUGACGCGGUGCAGUCGGCACGAUCCACCAGUCUGCAAGGUCACUGUAGGCCACCUCUUCUACCGUCCUUUUCACUUUUCUUUCAACUGUCAGAAUGCGCAUCCGCAUCUUAGUUCGUUUUUGUCGGUGUUGGUGCCUUGACUCGCAUGCGCAAACGCGCACAUCUUCAAGUUGCCGUCUGGGAAGGCCGUAUCAGCCGUCUGAUCGCUGUGUGUACUGACGACUUCAUGGAAAAUCGAGAGAAAUUUAACGUCGGAGGCGCAUAUAUGGCCGCCUACCAAAUUUGUGCAUGCAGACCGUAAGCGCGAGCAUGCACGCACAGACAAGAAAACAUUUAGCGUCGGGAUAAAAAUACUGAAAAGCCUUAGUCCAGACAAAACAGAGUCAGUUAUUUUCCGACUAUACUGCAUGAUCACGACUGAAACGCCGGUCGCGGUUUUUUUCCAUGAAGCCUUCAGAAAUGUUCGCAAGGAGCUGACGCAGUCCAUUCAGUAAACGAAGUUGUCGGCCUAGCCUAAACAUUUUGUAAAAAUUUCAUCCUAAAAGUGCCACCUUACAGGUAAUAUUAGAAGCUGACAAUGAGGGAUAUCGAAACAAACCCUGUUAUACUGGCAGGAAUAAAUUCGAGGAAAAGUCUACUGUAGGUGAUGCAACGGAAAUGUUCUACCCAAUCGGAAACCGACGCAAGAUCAUCGACAGAAACCACUAACUAAUACUGAGUGACCUUCAGAUAAAUGAAAACACCAUAGAAGUACUAAAAGUGCUAUUACUCUUAUUAGAAACAGCGAUUUUCUUUGGAAAAGUGGAAAUGCCUAAAACUCGAAACUUAAUGUCUGACGAGUAAAGUCCAGUUGUAGAACAACGGAAAACAUAUUUAUGGAAAUAUCAGAGUAAAUUAAUCUGUAUGGGUACAAUAACGUUGGAAAUAAAACACAUUUUAUGCACCCCCGAAGUCAAUUUCCCUCGAAAACUACCGAAAAUGAGUAUCUGCUAGGAUCUGACAAAAGGCCUUCGACGCAGGAAAUCCUGAUGGGUUCUGGAGAAUCAUGCUGAAAUUUGGAUAACCUGAACGGUUCACUCAGGUGUUAAGAUAACUUCAUGACGGGGUGUCGACCCUCAUCACGGACAACGGGGCAAUCUCUGAAGCAUUCUCAGUGAAAAAUGGGGCGAGGCAGGGCUGCGCACUCGUCCCCAUUCUAUGCAGUUACACGUUUACCGCCAUGCUGACGGACGUCUACCGUGAGAAGGAGGUCGAAAUCUACCACCGAAUCACCACCGCUAAGAAAGAGGGGAACAUGCGGCGGGAUGUGGGCCUCUUCACCUUUGUUUGCUCCAACUUCGGCCUGACCAUAAGAACGGAGAGGACAGCUGCCCUACAACAACGGGCACCAAAUGCUGACUUCACCUAG
Molecule: messenger RNA, 4700 nt
Organism: Spirometra erinaceieuropaei
Lineage: Eukaryota; Metazoa; Platyhelminthes; Cestoda; Diphyllobothriidea; Diphyllobothriidae
Source: the annotation of a GenBank genome assembly